This is a messenger RNA of Indicator indicator, 801 nucleotides long. RefSeq names its product homeobox D12 (gene HOXD12). The record is from RefSeq and is a predicted model, not a curated record. The coding region runs from base 1 to 801 and encodes 266 amino acids. Lineage: Eukaryota; Metazoa; Chordata; Aves; Piciformes; Indicatoridae. Gene Ontology annotation, molecular function: DNA-binding transcription factor activity, RNA polymerase II-specific; sequence-specific double-stranded DNA binding. The transcript is spliced from 2 exons. Gene Ontology annotation, biological process: regulation of DNA-templated transcription.
AUGUGUGAUCGCAGUCUCUACAGAUCUGGCUACGUUGGUUCUCUCUUGAAUUUGCAAUCUCCAGAUUCCUUUUAUUUUCCUAAUUUGCGGGCUAAUGGCAGUCAAUUGGCUGCUCUGCCCACCAUUUCCUACCCCCGGAGCUCGAUCCCCUGGACUUGUUCAAGCUCGUGCGCAGCCCAGCCGCAGAGCCACGCGUUCAGCGGCGCGGCACAGCCGUACCUCCCCGGCUCAGUUCCAAUCAACAUCGGCUCCAACGGCAGCAAAGAGUGCCUGGAAGACAACACUAAAUAUUACGCCCACGACGCGAGCUCCAAACCAGAGGAGAGAUGCAGGCAGAGGCAAUCUUUUGCAAAUGACCCGACUGUUACUCACGCAGCCAACUUAAAGCCCGUAAAGUAUGACCACUCGAGCCUGCAGAGAAGUUUGCAUGGUUCUGCUGCUCUUUUUGAAGUGAACUCCUGCACUUCCAGCUUAAAGGAGGACAUCAAGAAUUCCGUCAACUUGAACCUGACAGUUCAGCCCGCAGCAGUCCAGUCAUGCCUCAGACCUUCAGUGCAGGAUGGUUUGCCUUGGUGCCCCACCCAGGGGAGAUCAAGAAAGAAACGGAAACCUUACACAAAACAGCAAAUUGCUGAAUUGGAAAACGAGUUUCUCCUCAAUGAGUUUAUUAACCGACAGAAGAGGAAAGAACUAUCAAACAGACUGAAUUUAAGUGAUCAGCAAGUUAAAAUUUGGUUUCAGAACCGGCGGAUGAAAAAGAAAAGAGUAGUAAUGCGGGAGCAGGCGCUUUCUAUGUACUAG